AUGAAUGGACAGCCAGAACAGAGAGUGAACAAGAAGGUCACCGAGCCCUACAGGAGUGUCAUUUCUCACAGAGCCCGCCUCUCCGGGCGGGAGCGGCGUGGGGGCGUGGCCGCACAUGCGCGGUUCGCCUGGUGCCUCAGCCCCGCUCCUCUGCGGCUGCGCGAGCGGCGACGCUGGGGGCGCGGGCUGCGGGCGCGCAGGCGCAGUCUCGCGCGGGCGUCUGUCGGGUGUGGAAGGCGCCCGCCCGCGAGCCCCUCAGGUGCCUACAGGUCGCGGGGUCGCGGGCCCCGGCCGAGUCCCGGCAGCACGGAGGUGCGGGGUGUGGCCGAGGGUUCGGGGCCGGGCUCCGCGGGGGCGGGCGCACCGCAUCCGGGGGCUUCGGUCCCGCCCGCGGCCGCCGCCAUGGCCCCGGCGCCCGCCUCGCGGUUCACGCUGCUGGUGAUGCAGCCGUGCGGAGCCCCGGAGGAGACGGCGGCCGGCGGCGGCCCGAGGCCGGCCCCCGCGCCCUGCCGGCCCGCCGCGUACCCGGCCGAGGCGCCGGGGGAUGCCGAGGAGGACGACGAGGCGGAGCUGCUGGACACCUCGGACCCGCCGGGGGGCGGCGAGAGCGCGGCCAGCCUGGAGGAGCUGGACGACGAGGACGCGCACUCGGGCGGCGAGGGCGGCGGGCGGCGGCGGGGCGGCGGCGCGUGCAAGACGUGCACCUACGAGGGCUGCAGCGAGACCACCAGCCAGGUGGCCAAGCAGCGCAAGCCGUGGAUGUGCAAGAAGCACCGCAACAAGAUGUACAAGGACAAGUACAAGAAGAAGAAGAGCGACCAGGCCCUGAGUUGCGGGGCCUCCGCCGCGGCCAGCAGCGCGGGCAGCGUCAAACUGGAGGAAAGUACAGAUAACCUGCUCUCCAUUGUCAAACAGAGAACAGGAUCUUUUGGAGAUCGUCCUGCAAGACCUACUCUUUUAGAACAAGUGUUAAAUCAGAAAAGAUUGUCAUUACUAAGAAGCCCAGAAGUUGUACAGUUUUUACAGAAACAGCAGCAGCUAUUAAAUCAACAAGUUUUGGAGCAAAGACAGCAACAGUUUCCAGGAGCACCUGUGUGAGAGAACUUAACUAAUAACUUCUAUGUGUUUUUUGUCCAUGUUGUAAUAGAUGAACAUAUUUUUAUACUAAAGAUAUGUUGAGUAAGAUAUGCUAAGGAGCACGUAUUGGUGCUGUUAUACACCUGUAAUCUCAACACUGGCUGGCUGAGGAAGGAGGAUUGUGAAUUCAAGUUUGUGCCAGCCUGGGCUACAUAAUGAAAGAGAAAGGGAGCAAGAGACUGGUAGUAUAUAAACAUUUUACUGUAAAUGUGUAUGUGCAUUUGAAGAUAAGUAUUGCAUGUUUUUUUGCAUUUGAUCCUUUCAGAAUACAACUGCUUUGAAAAAAAAUCAGCCUAUCUUCUCAAAAUGACAAUUACAGUUUUGGGGAAAAAUGUUUCUCUUUAGUCAUUGUUACUAAAGCUAAUGCAGUUAGCUGAUAGUCUGGAAUGAUCUAGCUUCAUGAGUCCCAUCAGCAAACAUUGGGAAAUAUGUUUUGGGGUUGUCAUCAUGAGCUUGAAUACUGCUAGGUUUUCAUGAGUGGGCCAAGAACACUAAAGUUCUGUAGUGUUGUAAUUACUCCCACACAACUAAAAGCCAUCUCACCUGCAUACCUAUAAAGUUUCUGUUAAACACUCACAGCUGCACAUGGUAACCCCUGUUUGGAGUUCAGGUGGGAGCAACUGGGAGUAGGCAUAUUCUUUACCUGGAAGGAAAGUGAUCAUUGAGUUUUCUUUGUAAAUAAAAUUAAGGUGUGCAGAUGAAUCCUGAGAGGAAUGACAAAUGAGGAUUCAUGCAUUCCUAACGUUGACUUCUCAACUUGAUGGUACCUGUUAGUGCUCUCUAGAGCAGACCCUCUCGUGAGGUGAAUUUGAAAAUAUAGGUGCAUCUCAAGUCACCAAUGAAAUUGUUUUUCCCAUACUCAUUUUCCCCAGAAAAAAUAAAACCCUCAUUUUUAAAACAGGUCCUAAAAAUAGGAGCACUCUAGAACUUUGCCUGUGCUUUUGAAAAUUGAGCUAUUUUAAGACUGUUAUUUCUAAGUACUAUUUUAAAAAUGAUGGAUAAUAAGUAUUCUUUUUUGUACUUUCUCCUAUGAACACUUGUAAAAGGAAAAUUUGCUGUAAGAGUAUCAAGUCAAAUGUCAAGAGAGUAUAUUUAACAGUAGGAUAAUAAAUGGAUGUGCCUCAGGUUGUAUUUACAAGGCUUUGCUUGUAGGUUUAUAAACUCUGCAAAAGUGUAUCAUGUUAAAUUUAGUCAUAACUGUUCUAAGAAUUGCUUAUGGAGCUGAUGAUAUAACUUGUUGGUAAAACACUUGUCUAGCACAGGUGAAUCCUUAUCUUCAAUCCCCAAUGCCACACACACAAUUAUUUAUAAUAAUAUAAUUAUUUAUAAUAAUUAAGGCAAGAGAAUGUUUCUCUUCACUUUUUUUACUUGCAUAUCUUCAAAAGCACUUUUGCCAGAAUUAUUCAUUAAAGUCCAGUUGUUGACCUUUAAGUUUCUAAUUUACUUUCUUUGGUUGCUUCCCACUGGCUGCAGGGCGCGCUUACUGUUUGGUAUUACAUUUGUAGUGCUGGGAGCUGCCCCCGAGCCUGUUGACUUGAACAGCAGGAUUCAUUGGCUUGCGCUUCUUCGCUUCUUCACUCGAGUAAGGGGUGGAGAAGAGCAAAGGCAGCAGAGUGAGAGCUGGAUGUUUAUAUAUGCAUGAAGUGGUAAUGGGCUUUAGACACAAGGAAAAGUUAUGGAGCUGCAUGAAAGCCAGUGGGAGAAGAGUCUAGUUGGGUGUUACCCUCAAGAAAGCCAUCCACCUUUUUUUUUUAAGUCUUAAACAGUUUCCACACAUGUAAACUACCAGUAAACAUACCAGUAUAGUUGUACUUAAGUACUGCAGUUUUGUGUUUUAGAUUUUCCUUUUUUCCCCCUGUGUUUUGGCUUGGGCUUUGGUUUUCUCAUCCUAUUUUCCAUGUGCUGCAGACUUCCAGGUAAUCUUUGCCACAACAGAGCACAUAGUUUUUCUAUGCUCAUAUAGUUAUAUAUAAACAUACAUCAUGCACAUUUAAAAUUGUGUUUAUUUCACAGGCACAUUAUAUGUGUUUGAAUUGUGCUUUUAAUGCACCAGGACUAUGUAGUAGUAAUUUGUAUGUAGACAGCUCUGAGUCUUGUCUUUAGAUGGCUUCACAGCAUCUCAUGAUGUGCAUGUAUCGUUAUUUGUUCAGUCAUUCUUGGGCAUUUAUUUGGUAUCCAGUUUUCUUUCCUGGUAAGCAGCUGCAGCAAGCCGCCCUUUAUCCUUAUAUUGCAGUAUACAUUAGUGGUUUCACACCUUGAGCUAGACUUCUGUAAAGAACAACUGGGGCACUCGGCUUGGGGGAUAUACUUUAUUGAAAUAGUCUUCUAUGUUUUGGAUUUUUACCAUGCACAUAUAAUCGUUUCAGAUGCUUUUUGUUAAUAUUAACUAAAGGAAUUCUUGUUAGAAAUUGAGAAGAGCAGACACUUAAUACAAUUAUUUCUUUUUUUCUUUCCUGUAGCUCCCUAGAAUAAUAAUGCAGAAUAGAGGGGUACAGAUGUUUCCUCUAAAGAGGCGAGGUUCCAUUCCUUUUCCCCAGAGAGCUGUACCACGUCAUGUGCUUGCAAGCACUGAGGGACGAUUUAGUUUCCUCAAGCCUUCCCCAGCAGGCAUGAAUGCUCUUCAUAUGUCCUGGCUUCCUCUUGAGUGUGAAUUGCUAAUUGUUACACUUAGGACUUCCCACAGUUGUGAGUGAUUGUUAGUUGUUUAGAUCUGCUCUUCUGUAAGUUGCCUGGUGAAAGCUUUUGCCUUGUUUGCCUUUUUCUAUUCAGGUGCAGAAAUGUAAUGAACAUUCUGAUAACUGACUCUUUAUCAAUAAUUUUAUCCAUUUUUUUUCCAGUCAAGUGUAAAGUUUGUUGACUUUAUCUUAUUUAUUUAUUUUUUUUGCCAAAUAAACUUCUAUUUUUCAGUA
Messenger RNA from Jaculus jaculus (lesser Egyptian jerboa), 4046 nucleotides. Its product is annotated as regulatory factor X-associated protein-like. Lineage: Eukaryota; Metazoa; Chordata; Mammalia; Rodentia; Dipodidae. Gene Ontology annotation, biological process: regulation of transcription by RNA polymerase II. Gene Ontology annotation, cellular component: nucleus. The record is from RefSeq and is a predicted model, not a curated record. The transcript has 4 exons. The coding region runs from base 1 to 1098 and encodes 365 amino acids.